Molecule: messenger RNA, 1863 nt
Organism: Chara braunii
Lineage: Eukaryota; Viridiplantae; Streptophyta; Charophyceae; Charales; Characeae
Source: the annotation of a GenBank genome assembly
GCGGAGUUCUAUGUGACUAAGGAUGAGAAGGCUGCGCUGGCCGCUGAACUAGCGGCCAUGACAGACCCAAUGGAACGAAGAGAGAGGGAAGACGAGCAAAAGUUAGCAUGGAAGUUGAGAAUGAAGAGGGACAAGAAGAGGAGGAGAGAGGAAGUGAAUAAGAUGACCGCCGCAGUGGCAAAGGUGUAGGAGUGUAGAGCGGAGAUGCUGGCCCAGCCAGAUGAUAAGGCCAAGUGGGACAAGGUACUGGGCUAUCUAGAGGUGUUGAGCAAGGCCUGGAUGGAAGAGCGCCAGGCAAGUUGGAGCCAAGAUGUAGCCUUGAGUGCCAUGCGGUCAGGGUUUAGAGACUUUGCGCGCGAGAUCAUCACCCAUAUUGGGGGCGAAGUCAAACAGUUGAGAGACAAUGUCGGGAAGUUUUGUGAGGGCGCCAUUCAGGGUGCCAAAGCUGUAGCAGCCGCAGAGGGAGAGGCCAGGCCCCGUAAGGACCCAGUGAAGCUUAAGUUUYCGGAUGCGUACGGGGGAAAGAAGGAAGAAAACUUUGACAAUUGGGAAGCCAGUGUCAAUAGGUAUAUUUACUUGCAACAUAUCUUGGCCGAGGAACAAGUCCUUGUGGCCUUCCAGGCCCUCAAAGAUGAAGCGGCUAGCUUCGCCAGGUCUCUUGCGCGUACAGCCGGUUGUGAAAACAACCUGGUUGCAUAUUCCAAAGUCGCUCCUCUUUCCCAAGUCCUCAAGCUCCUCAAGGAGCGGUUCACUGACCCAACGCGAGGCAUUAGAGCCUCUGAUAAGCUCCAAACGAUCCACUCCCGACAGUGGAGGACUGCCAAGGCACUCAAGGGUACCAUGGACGACUUGGUAGCUGUCGCGGACCACGGGGUCACCGAGCCCCAGUUGGUCCAGUUGUUUUAUCGUGCCAUCCCAGAGGCCCUACGCGGGCAUUUCUUCGACAAGUCUCAGCAGGCCGGCAUGACUUACGAUGUAUUGAGUAGAGAAGUCGUCCUGUAUGAGUCGAAGUCUAUGCCAGUUACAACUUUUUGGCAUAAGGACCUGGAGAAGGGGAAGAAGUCGAAAGAUCGUACCAUCUCGGGCCAAGUCAAGGCCAAGGGUCACUUGAUCCUGACAUUAGAGGAGGGUGGUACAGAAGAGGUCCCAUAUGAUCAGAUUGAGUGGGGCCUAGGGGAGGAGUACAGUUGUGUAGGGCAGGGGAGGUAUUCCAUGAUCAGCCAACUUGAGGAGGAAGUUCAGGGAGAGGACUGGGGAGGAACAGAUCGGGAGGAGGAGGUUGCUGUGCCACGAUCACGUUGGAAAGGUGGUGGUCAAAAGGACGGACGAAAAGUGAGGAGGACGGCGAAGAAGAGGUCCGCGUGCCAAGUGUCUGAUCGUGGUCACCAUAGAAGUAGAAAGGGACUGACGAAAAGUGAGGAGGUGGACGAAAAGGAGGAAGCGGAAGGAGAAAUAAGCAAUGUGGGGAGGGUUUCACAAUGUGACUUGGCAGGCACGUUGACAUCGGAGGAUGAGGAGCAAAAGAGGAGGAUGCAGGAAGCGUUGACCUAAGAUGGGGAAAAAAAAGAAAAAAGGGUGCACCAAGAGGAGGAAUGGGAAGGAGAAAUAAGCAACGCGAGUGGGUUUCAUCAUGUGACUUUGCAGGCUAGGUACGAAAAGGAGGAUGUGCAUGGGCGACGUGCUCCGUUGACUUGCAUUGGUGCUGGCAACAUAAAUCUGAGCUAUGUGGGUGAGCUUGAUGCUAUGUGUGUUGUGAGCUUGGUGCUAUGCUAAUCGAGAAUUUCAUGGCUUACUGCAACGUGAGCUUGAGGCAUUGCUACUUUUGUGUAACGCGGACGACUGGGAUAAAUCAUGGUCGAAGGC